Molecule: messenger RNA, 609 nt
Organism: Ahaetulla prasina
Lineage: Eukaryota; Metazoa; Chordata; Lepidosauria; Squamata; Colubridae
Gene: TERB2
Product: telomere repeat binding bouquet formation protein 2
Exons: 7
Coding region: 1-609 (202 amino acids)
Biological process (GO): homologous chromosome pairing at meiosis; meiotic attachment of telomere to nuclear envelope
Cellular component (GO): nuclear inner membrane
Source: RefSeq, a predicted model, not a curated record
AUGUUCAGGGGCCGCAGCGCCUGGUUCUCGCAGAGCGUCCCCCCAGAGAUCCGCCGCCUUUGGGUUGGUGAAGGAGGGGUGAUUGUGAAUUUGGAAGCUGCCGAUUAUCUCUUCAGCAGCAAUGCUUCUCACCCGGAUACAAAAAGGAUACACCAAAGUUUAGACUAUCUGGAGGACCGAGUCACGGUGUUUCAUUCCUGCUUUCUUACUGCGAGUAUCAACGCCCAAACCAAAAACACCGUAGCUCUAGGACAUUUCGUUCUCGUACCAGCCAGCUUGCAAAAAGAAAUUAGAAAAAAAAUUGGCCACUUUAUAUGGGAACAGAUAACCAGUCCAGUACAGGAAUUACACUACAAUCCACUUACUCUCCAGCAAGAUGAUAGCCAAGGUCCAAGGACAUCUGAAACAGGAAAGCUAACAUACAUUCCUCUUCAAGAUUAUCCAUCAAGUAACAUGGUGACAGGUUAUACCUCUGAGAAAGAGUUGAAGAAAUUUCUCGGGGAGAUAAGAGAUUUCAUUCCUGGUUGUUCUGGUUAUUUAGCUUACUGGAUUCCAAACGAAACCAAUGUUUUCGCUGAUGUGAAGAUGAAAUUAAACAGGAAGUCAUGA